AUAUGAUUUCAGGACCUCCUAGACCUCCAUUUCAUAAUUUUUUGGUUUCUUAUCUUCUUGUAUAUUUGUCUGCUUUGCUUUAGUCUUGCCAGAAGCCAUAACCAAAAUGAUGGCUGGCAAAUUAGGAAGGUCCCUCAUAGUUCAUAUAGUACCCCAUGGACAACCAUUUAUCAGUAAGGGCACUCACUAUACCUUGGGUUUAUUUUUUGUCUUAAUCUACUUCAAUUCAUCCAAUAUAUUUUGUUCUAUUUUUUUUUUUAGAGUGCUUUUAGAUUAUGUUUCAUCUGAAUCUAACUUAUUUUGUGAAAGGAAUUGGAAAUUUAAUAGUUGUCAGCUUUAAAGGAUACUGAGAAACUACAUUAUACUAAUAAAAUUGAAAUAAAUCUUUAAAAAUCUUUUUUAGAUAUUCAGUGAGCUCUAACAUGCAUUCCUGAAAUAUUUGUAAACAAUGUCUCAAAAACAGAUUGAAGGAACAAUGUGAAGGAAAUACUCCAUGAUACCAUAACUAUAUUUUGAAACAGCUCUUCAGCUGUUUAUUUAAAAACAUAGAUUAGGUUUUAAAUUAAAAGAUAUCGAUCAUGAUUAAAUAUCAGUUGUUAAGAUUUUUUGACAAGGAGAAAAACAGGAAUAGGGUUUAAUGGUCUAUGUAUCUUAAUUUGAAAUUUUAGGAAGAGAUAAAUCAAUUAUAUUAAAUAAAAUAGUAACAUUAAUUAUAAACUAUAAAUGAUACAGAUUGUAAAAACUGGAUCAUUGUGCACAUUGUAUUGUUCUUGACACACUUUUUUAUGCACUGUUCUCAUAAAUAUUCCCAUUGUUGCAUUUUCCUCAGUCUUCUAAUUCUGAUCUUGCAGUAAUGAUAAGAUGAUUUUUCGGAAAUUUAAUUUCAUUCAUUCUUUGAAUUAAUUCCUUUGUCUUCAAUGUGAUUGAUUGUACUUCUUGAAGUAGAUUUGCAUUUAUGUCCUUAUUUUUCAAGAUGGGCUUGUUAGUAACCACCUCAUCAUCUGCUUCAUAGAAAUCUAUUACUAUAUCCUCUGAUGGAUCUGAAGGCUCUUGUCCAUUAUGUAUUUCUUUAUAAAAUUCAUCUAACUUUCCUAAUAUGUAUUUUGAUUCUUCUGCGAUUAUAUCAGGGCGUCCUUCUAAAUAACCUAACUUAUUAAGAUGUUUCAGUUGUUUGAUCUGUUUCAAGAGGUUUAAACAGCUAAGUAAACAUUCCUGUUUUGAUUCAUCAGCUUGUGAAACAUUUGUAAAGCAUAUUGCAACUAAUACAGAAAUAUAGUUUCUAACAAGUUGCCUGUAAAAGAACAUUAUUUUAAGGUAAAAAUGUUUAAAUACCCUAAUCCCAAAUAAUUAUGUAUGUUUUAAUAACCACAAACAAAGUCAUCAGUCUAGUUUUUUCCUUCUUUUUUUUUAUACAUUUGUAGCUAACUGCUUUAAAUAAAAACUUAUUUUCAAAUUAUUUUUAAUUAAAAACAAGGAAUAGUAAUAGAAGGAAGCAGAAAAUUAAUUUUUUUCUAAAACAUAUUUUAAUAAAAAAAUGUCAUUAGUAUAAACACAUGACUUUAAACAUAAAGCAAAUAUUGAAAGUUAAAUAAACAUAUAAAUUAAAUAUAUUUAUCUCAGCAGUUGUGUGCAAGUAUGGGCUGGAUAUUCUGGUUUUCUUUUAAUAUGCUUAGCUGAAUUAUAAAACAUUACUGAUAAAAGUCAAUUUAAAAAAUCGGCUGACAAAAAUGUAACAAGUUAAACUAAAUAAAAUUUAACAAAAUGAGAAAAAAUUAAAAAAGCAGUAUUGUCGAACAAAAACACAAAGAUUUUUAUGAAAAUGCUAAAUGAACAACUAAUUAUUUUUACCGUAAUAGUUUAUUUAGAACAUUAAAAACAAAGUGGCGAUGUUUCAAUUGUUUGUUUAUAAUAAAUUCUUAUUGUUCAUUGUGUAUCUUCAUAUCAUUAUUACAUAGUGCAAAAAUUCUUAAGUAGUCCACCUACCCUGUCUUGAACAUUUCUUUUGCACAAUCCAUCUGCAAGUAUUUUACGUUGUUAUGUGAAUAACUGAGAUAGUCUUGAAUUUGUGGAAUUUUUGUUAAAUGAUUUUUUAUGUUGACAUAAAAUUUAAAAAUUGCAUAAAAGAGAAAAGUGGGAGGUAAAGUUGAAGUAAAAAUUGUUUCGCAAAAGGUAAUAGCUUCAUAGACUCAGAACUCCAAACAAAAUUUAAGAACCUUAGACAGGAGUAGAAGAUGUUAACAUAAUGAAUAGAAAUAUUUAUAUUAUUUCUAUAAGUUAUGCUAUUACAUUUAAUACAAAAAUGUUUUCAUUCACAUCAGUAAUGGAUUCAGGAUUACUUUUUGAGGAGGGCUAAUUUUUUUUUUUUAAUAAUAGAAUUUAAAGGAACAAUUAUUUUUAAAAUCCUUAGUUCUAGGAAUAAAUUUCUAUAUAUUUUCUUGAAAUGUACUUUCAUCAAGUAGCAUAAGUACAUGUGGUAUAACUUAAAAAGAGAGCAUACUGUGCUUGGUAAAUCAUUUGAUUCAGAUCGCUCAUAGAAACAAAUAUGAACCAAUGAAUAAAAAAAUAUUUUUCUGUUUUGGAGUCUUCAGCUCCAAAGCCUCCCCCAAUUAAUUAGUGCCCAGGACGUAUCUUAGUAAUGUUAAUAUUUUCGGAAGUUAUUAUAUAAUAUAUACAAUCAUUCAUAUGACCAUGAAUAUAAUUCUAUUUCUGCUUAAAUUUCUAUACAGUUAAUUAUAAUUAUUACUAUUAAUUAUAUACAAUCACUAAUACAUAUAUGAUAUCGAUUGUUUUAAAACAUCGAUGUUAAAUAAUUUAAUCACUUGUAACGGUUCUUGAAAUCGUUACGUUUUGAAAAUUAUCUUUAAAUAAAUAACAAACAAAAAACAAGAUAAAUGAAAAAAAAAAUUGAAUGAUAAACAGUAUAAUAAAAAUUAUCCUGAGAACUCUAAUCUACUGAUAAUGUAUUCUAGAUGGAACAGUAUUCAAUCCAAUUUUAUUAAGAUACAUUCCAUUUGAUUUUUAUAAAAUAACUUAAUUAAUUAAAUAAUUUGUCAAUAUGAACAGAACACAAAAUUUAAAAUAACGAGAGAAAUAUUUUUAAAUUGGGAUUUAAUGCGCAAGAUUAAUUUAUAACUAAUUUAAAUAUUAUUUCAUUGUUGAAAUUAACUCAAAUGUGAUUUAUUAAAGUAAUAUUGCAGUGAAAAAUGUUUUUACAUUGUUGUCAAAACUGAACUUAGUGAGUGGCUGUGUUUUCCGUACUUCUCUUCCCCCUCUUUCAGCACAACAGUGAGACGCAUUAUUGGAAAACCAUUUAACCUGCUGAAAUUGAGUGUAGAUUGAUCAGUAAAACAGUCUCAAGUUAUUGAAGUUGCAAUCUCCUGCUUGCAGCACGAUUCUUCAUUAUUUAUAAGUCUACAGUUUUUUCUAGCUUUACUUCGACAAUGGGAAAAAGGAAGUCUCCAACAAAUGACAAUGAUAGUGGAAAAAAAUAUAAGCGUCCUCCAAGUGCUUAUUCCUUGUUUAUAAAAUCAGCUUGGGAAAAGGAAGAGAAAAAAGAAUCUUUUUCUAAUUUCACUAAAGGAUGUGCGGCUUUAUGGGCCAAAAUGACAGAUGAUGACAAGAAAAAGUUUAAAGACGAAGCAUCUGUAUUAAAAGAAAAGUGGGAUGGAGAAAAACCGGAGGCAAAAAAAAGUGAUUCUAAGAAGAAACGAACACCUGGCCCAUACAUUAUGUUUUGCUCUGAUAUGAGAGCAAAAAUAAAAAAAGAAAACCCUGAUUUCUCUAUGACUCAGAUUUCCAAGGAACUAGGCCGUCUUUGGAAUGAACUCACUGAUGAACAAAAGGCUAAGUAUCAUAAGAAAGCUAAUGAGGAGAAAGAAAAAAAUAAUGAAGAAGAAGGGAAGUCAGAGGUAGAAGAGAAGCUUACAAAGAAGAAUGAGAAAAGUGGGAAAGAUGCAAAGAUUCCUGUUUCAUCUUGAGAAGUUUUGAAGAAAGUACUUUAAAUGGCUACUUCUGAGUACAACAUUGAAGCAUGUCAUUGUAUGUUGAUUAUUUUGUAUUAAACAUGAAGUUAUUAAGAAUUAUCAGUUUUCUGUUGAGAUAAUUCAGGUGAUGUGAGAGGAUAGAUAUGUAACCUCAAAAGAAAUAAGCAUUAUUCUAAUAUUCAUUUAAGUUUGGUUUAAAUUCAGAUUUUAUUGUAAGACACAUAUGUCUAACUGUUGAGUGUUUUCAUAUUUUAUUCUUGUAGUUAUUUCACUUUGUGAAAGUAACCUGAAAUUUUUAAUGUCAAUAUGAGAUUCUCUACAUUUUUUUUUUUUUAAGUUAUUUAUUCUGCUCAAAUCAGCUUAUUUUUAUUGUAUGACCUGAAAAAUAAUUAUAUCAUUAAUCUUUUUCUGCAUGUUUGGUUUCUCUCAAGUGAUUGAAUCAUUUUGAGUGAGCAACCGAUUCUUUUGUAUCUGUUAUUUACAACAUAUGAACAGCAGUCGCCUAAAUGUUUAAUUACUAUUUAUGUUAAAUGUAUAUUUGUGUUUUUUAAAAUAAAAAAAGUUUUGAUUUUAUUUUUAUGCAGUUUAUUAAAAUAUUCUGGUGAAGUAUUUUUUAUUUUUGUUAUAAAAUCCAAAUUAAGAAAUUUGUGGAAAUAUUUUGUUAAAAAAAAGGAAUAAAUUUAAUCCU
Molecule: messenger RNA, 4671 nt
Organism: Nezara viridula (southern green stink bug)
Lineage: Eukaryota; Metazoa; Arthropoda; Insecta; Hemiptera; Pentatomidae
Source: the annotation of a GenBank genome assembly